This is a messenger RNA of Cantharellus anzutake, 987 nucleotides long. RefSeq lists its product as uncharacterized. The annotation marks the transcript as partial. The transcript has a single exon. Lineage: Eukaryota; Fungi; Basidiomycota; Agaricomycetes; Cantharellales; Hydnaceae. The record is from RefSeq and is a predicted model, not a curated record. Gene Ontology annotation, molecular function: ATP binding; protein kinase activity. Gene Ontology annotation, biological process: protein phosphorylation.
CAUGGUUUGCUAUUCUGGGCGGUGUCCUGACAUCCCGGUGCAUUGUCCAGCGGCUGACAGACUACCUUUUCAUUCAUGCCUCGAUGAAUACCAGUGCACUCGGAUUUCACGUGUUCUCUACACUCUUACAGAGUCGCUUUCACAACUCGAUGCAUGGUAUACCACCAUUGGCAAGCUUCCCAAAAUGCAGCCCAGUGUCCCCCAUCCUAGGUUCUUCCCUACUCCGCGAUUCUUUGAGCAAGACGGCAAUCUUGUCGAGUUUGAGUAUGAACGACCUUUUGAGCCUGAGCCGGACUGCAAAACGUUCCUUGCGACACGUGUCGACGACUCGACCAAAGUUGUGGUCAAAUUUGUGACUGAUUAUGGUGCUGAUGCUCAUCGUGCCAUGGAGAAAGAAGGGUUCGCACCGAACUUGUUGUAUUGUGGGCCAGUCAAUGUCAUUCCUGAAAUGCCCUGUUAUGGCGAGCUCCAAAUGGUCAUUAUGGAAUACGUGGCUGGCAAGACACUCGCUGUUGUGUUGGGGUCAGAGGCCCGGAACUCGUCGAUAGACGCACUUAACACACUUCCAAGCGUCAUUGAGUCGCUUCAUGCCAAAAACUUUGUCUACGGAGAUCUUCGGCCACCGAAUAUCAUAAUUACAGUUGAGGGGAAGGUCCAGCUCAUCGAUUUCGACUGGGCUGGAAAGAAUGGUGAAGCCCGAUAUCCAUUAUCAAUCUCAACAUCUAUUAAAUGGCCUGAAGCGGACCAAUGGGAACGCUCGAUCAGAACUCGCUCCCAGCUAUUAGUAUAUGUUAAUGGGGUUUGUGGACUGGCAUACAUUCGACCGGAGCAUGAUCGUGCGAUGCUGGACUUGUUCCUGGGUGGCACAACGGUACCAAUGUCAGUCUGUAGUUGAUUCUGUCUUGGAUUUUUCUCUAAACUCCUAUGGCUCAAUACUGCUGGUCGUGAACGCGUUCAUCCCGGCUAAAGCAUAUGCCAAGAGUUCAG